Messenger RNA from Eimeria mitis, 696 nucleotides. RefSeq lists its product as uncharacterized. The record is from RefSeq and is a predicted model, not a curated record. Lineage: Eukaryota; Apicomplexa; Conoidasida; Eucoccidiorida; Eimeriidae. The transcript has a single exon. The coding region runs from base 1 to 696 and encodes 231 amino acids.
AUGAAGGAGGAGCAGCAGCUGCAGCAGCAGCAAAUGCUGCUGCUGCAGCAGAUGGAGCAGCAGCAGCAGCAGCAGCAACUGCUGCUCGAUCAGCAGCAAAAGCUGCAGCUAGGAGCCUUCGGCAGCAGCAGGCCCAACACAGCCUACUAUAGCGAGGGUUCUCCUCUGCAUGCAGCAGCAGCAGCAGCAGCACCAGAAGCAGCAGCAGCAGCAGCAGCAGCAGCAGCAGCAGCAGCAGCAGCAGCAGCAGGGAGAUUUCCAACACAAGAAGCAUGCCUAACCCCAACUGACGAUGGCCCCCCUUCUGCUGCUUCCUCUCAAUCUGUGUAUUCUAGCGAGCUGCAGCAGCAAGAAUAUCUGCUGCAGCAGCAGCAGCAGCAGCAGCAGCAGCAGCAGCACGAGGAAGACUACUUGCUGCAGCAAGAACAAGAUGAAUACCUGCUGCUGCAGCAGCAGCAGCAGCAGCAGCAGCAGCAGCAACGCCUUUUGCUGCCUAGCAGACAUCACAAACAAAAAACAAUUCCUCCUUCAACUCGAAGCAGAAAAUACAAACAGCAGCAGCAGCAGCAGCAGCAAAGGCAGCAGCAGCAGCAGCAGCAGCUGCAGCAGCAGCGGGGGAUGCUUCACCCAUAUGAUUACCCCAGCAGCAGAGUUCAUGUCGUUAGCCGCUCAUCCUCCUCUGUAUCCAGCCACUAG